Messenger RNA from Cantharellus anzutake, 342 nucleotides. RefSeq lists its product as uncharacterized. The annotation marks the transcript as partial. Gene Ontology annotation, molecular function: nucleic acid binding; RNA-DNA hybrid ribonuclease activity. The transcript is spliced from 3 exons. The record is from RefSeq and is a predicted model, not a curated record. NCBI's taxonomy places the organism in Eukaryota, Fungi, Basidiomycota, Agaricomycetes, Cantharellales, Hydnaceae.
CUCCACCUCAGACUCCACUUUGAAUGGAUACCCGGCCAUCAUGACAUACCGGGAAAUGAAAAGGCUGAUCACCUUGCCAAAGCGGCCACCAAACCCAACCCCCGCAACACAAACCCCCCUAUGCCCACUUCUCUAUUGAUGGCCAAACAAUACCUUAAAGCCCAAGGAACCGCCUCCAAACUACGCCGCGGAUCCAUCAGCAUCCUCUUCCAACUAAGAACGGGACAUAUAGGACUUCUGGCCUACCUGGCUGCAUCGCCCAACUGUAGCCUAUGCGAGGUCCCGGAAACAGUUGAGCAUUUCCUCUUCGAAUGCCGUCGAUAUUGCCGCGAGCGCAGAGCA